AUGAAAGUUGGCGAAUUCCAAAAGGCAAUCGACGUGAAACCCAACGCGUAUUCUUCAUUUAUGACUCAGAAUGGGCCCGAGAAAGGCAAGGACUCAACAGUCUUCCUGUCUGCGUGGGCCUUUUUCAAGAAGCGGGAGAUGCUUGGUAUCAAACCGACACCGGCGAAGAAGAAGGCUGCUGCUGCGAAGGGGAAGGAUCCUAUGCCAAAUGUUGAUGAUAUUGAAUUGGAUGGGGAGAAAGAUGGUGAGGUACCCAUAUAUGACACCUGCGAUGAAAUCCGUCGCAAGAUUAACGCACACCUCAAGAAACCCGGCGUCACCGCCGCAGCAUUCUGCCGCGCCAUGGCCGGCUCCUUCAAGAAAGCACCUAGGAAGAUCUCAUCCGCCCAACUCUCAGCGUUUCGCAGUAAGAAGGGACCCUUUGCCGGUAACGCGUCCGGCGUAUUCUACGGCGCUUAUGUAUACUUUGAAAAACUAAGGAUCAAAGAGGGUAAGCCAAAAAGUCAAAGAAGAGGCUGGAGAUGGAGGAAAUUCAUGGACCGAAGGGGCUGGAAAGGAAACAUAUGA
Messenger RNA from Plenodomus lingam JN3, 567 nucleotides. NCBI's taxonomy places the organism in Eukaryota, Fungi, Ascomycota, Dothideomycetes, Pleosporales, Leptosphaeriaceae. The record is from RefSeq and is a predicted model, not a curated record.